CAAAGCUGGAGCGGGCCCGCGACCUCUUCGAACAGUGCCUGGAUCAGUGACCCGCUGAGCAAUCCAAGUACUUUUACCAGCUCUACGCGAAGCUGGAGGAGGAGCACGGCCUGGCCCGGCAUGCCAUGUCCGUCUACGAUCGCGCCACGUCCGCCGUCAAGGAAGAGAAGAUGUUCGACAUGUACAACAUAUUCGUGAAGAAGGCCGCCGAGAUCUACGGCCUGCCACGCACCAGGGAGAUCUACGAGAAGGCCAUCGAGGCUCUGCACGAGCAGCAUAUGCGCCACAUGUGCGUCAAAUUCGCCGAGCUGGAGACGAAGCUGGGCUAGGUGUGCGAUCCCCGCAUCACGGCGGACUUCUGACAGACCUGGAAGGAGUUCGAGGUGCGUCAUGGCAACGAGGAUACGAUGCGUGAAAUGCUG
Molecule: messenger RNA, 422 nt
Organism: Drosophila miranda
Lineage: Eukaryota; Metazoa; Arthropoda; Insecta; Diptera; Drosophilidae
Product: pre-mRNA-splicing factor syf1 homolog
Exons: 2
Coding region: 126-329 (67 amino acids)
Biological process (GO): generation of catalytic spliceosome for first transesterification step; mRNA splicing, via spliceosome
Cellular component (GO): Prp19 complex; post-mRNA release spliceosomal complex; U2-type catalytic step 2 spliceosome
Source: RefSeq, a predicted model, not a curated record